GCAAAGCUCUACGAGGAGCCAAAAUACAUUGUUUUCGAGAGCUGCCUCACCCAGCUGUUCAAGACAUGCCGGGAGUGCUUCCAGCCCUGCAGAUGCUCCUUUACGACCAGUGGAACACUGGUGACAGUGCUGGCGGAGUGUCACCAGGGUCACACCUUUCAGUGGACGAGCCAGCCACACAUAGGCAAAAAGGCAGCAGGGAAUGCCUUGCUUUCUGCUGCACUUCUGUAUAGCGGCUCGAGCCCCACCUGCACUUUACGCAUGCUGAGGCAAAUGCGUGUCCAGGUGCUCACAGACCGCCAGUAUUACCGGUAUCAGGGUGCAUACCUAUUCCCUACGGUCAAUAAGGUAUACAAACAACAACAGCAGGGGCUCCUCGAGGACCUGGGCACCGACCCCACUUCUCUUGCCUCAGAUGGCAGGUGUGACUCGCCUGGCCACAGCGCAAAGUUCCUGACUUACAGCUUCUACUCUGAUAGGCUAAACAAAAUUAUACACUUUGAGCAAGUUCAGGUGAAGGAGUCCACGGAAGUGCAGGCUAGCAGCCAUAUGGAGAAGGAGGGUCUUGUGCGAGGACUGAAGUUUAUGGAGGACAACCAUGUCCAUGUGGCCUCUCUCACGACUGACCGGCACCCGGCCACAAAAAAGUACAUGCGCACCGCCAAGCCAGGCAUCAAACACUAUUUCGACGUGUGGCAUGUGUCGAAAGGCAUAAAGAAGAAGCUCUCAGCCUCCAGCAACACUGUAGCCACAAGGGACCUCAAACAGUGGAUACCAGCCACCGUCAACCAUAUAUAUUGGUGCGCAGCUGUGAGUGGUGGUGACGGUGACUUGCUGGCUGCCAUGUGGAAGAGCUCCGUAAAUCACGUGGCUAACAUCCAUGAGGGUCACGACCCCAGCUACCCACGUUGUCUGCACAAGCCCAACCAGGAGUCAACCUGGCUUCAGCCUGGAUCUGCAGCACAUGCAAAGUUCAAGGCCAUUGUUACUGCUCCCCUCCUGCUGAAAGAUAUACCCCAACUGUCCCCUGCCACGCAGACAUAUGGCCUUGAAAGUUUCCAUAGCGUGCUCAACAACUUCGCACCAAAGUCAACGGCAUUUUCCCCUGAAGGAAUGUUGGAGCGAACAUCCCUCGCCAUUCUCCACUUCAAUGAAAAUUCCUGCCGCAAACAAGCACAGACUUUGACUGCUGAAGAGCGUUGGAAACUGAAGGUGCAAAAAGGCAGGGGAGGGCACAUCAGUGCAUGA
Messenger RNA from Ornithodoros turicata, 1248 nucleotides. RefSeq lists its product as uncharacterized. The record is from RefSeq and is a predicted model, not a curated record. The transcript is spliced from 6 exons. The annotation marks the transcript as partial. Lineage: Eukaryota; Metazoa; Arthropoda; Arachnida; Ixodida; Argasidae.